AUGGCCUCAGCAAGAACAGAGCACUACGAUAUCGGCCUCCGCCGGGGACAGAGCUUUAAGCAGGGUGGACCCGCAGGCACAGCGCCUACCCUGUCACCUGAGAAACCCUCCGAGGGCAAAGUCUGGGCUCAGGCUCAUCAGCAGGUGAAGCCAAUCUGGCGGCUGGAGAAGAAACACGUGGGAACACUUUCAGCAGGGUUGGGCCCAGGCCUCUUGGGUGCACCCCCGCAGCCAGCGUACUUCUUUUGCCCCAGCACUCUAUGUAGCUCCGGGACCACGGCUGUCAUUGCAGGCCACAGCAACUGCUGUUACCUGCACUCCCUCCCAGACCUGUUCAGCAGCACCCUGCUGUACCGCCGCUCCAACUACAGGCAUAAAGCAUACCAGCAGCUGGAGUCUUUCUGCUUGCGUUCAGGCCCGUCAGAAAAAAGACCUUUCUCUCUCCCUCAAAAGAGGCUCCCUGUCACACUCACUGCCAACAAGGCCACAUCUUCCAAGGUCAUCCCCAUGGCCUCCUCAUCCACGGAACCAUACUCCUCACUGGGAGCAGCCGGGGAAAGUCCUUCAGGGAGGAGCCUGGCCUCUGCCAUCUCAGGGAAGACCCCGUCUCCACUCUCCUCCUCUUCCUCUUCCUACAAACCCAUGCUGAACAACAACUCCUUCAUGCGGCCAAAUAGCACUAAAGUGCCUUUAUCGCAGGCCACAGAGGGCCUGAAGCCAGUAUCCUCACCCCAGGUCCAGCUCAUCUCCUGGCAUCACUCAGGGGGCACCGGAGACUGUGCGUUCCAGCCUGUUGAGCACAAGGCGCCCAAGAGCAGUGGCCCUGCCCUAGACGACGCGCCUCCCCGCAGCACGCUGUCUACCCCUAGUUCCUUGGACGCCUCCACCACCAGUGUCGCCUCUUCCCUCUACAGCCGGAGUAACUUAGUCCCCAGGGCUGAGUCGCAUCCCUGCGGCCUGGACGGUGGCCCUGUUUCCCAGACUCUGACUAAGGAGAUUCGGUUCACUGAGGCUGUGAGGAAGCUGACUGCAAGAGGCCUUGAGCAGAAACCAAGGCAAGGCUACCAUUUUGAACAGACUUAUUUCAUGAACCCCAGCUUGCAGUGGGAUCUCCUCAACCAGAACAGGCGGUGGAAACCUCCUGUGGCCGGCCAGCAGGUCCCUCAGGAGGACACUGGAGCGGACAACAGGGUCCUCCCUGCAGUCUCGGACCCCGGGGGCUUGGACAGUGCAGUCUUCUGUACCAAACGCAUCAGCAUUCACCUCCUUGCCUCACAUAGCCACGGGCUCAGCUACAGCCCUGCCUGUGGAUCUGCGAUCGACUCCCCACGUCUUGGAGAAGACAAGACUCCAGUUCCACCUUCUCCACCUCAGCCCCUUGGUGUAGCUGAGGUGGCCACCCGCCUCUCUUCCAUCCAUCUGGGCAAACUUGGGAGAGAAGGGCCUAAGGAAGCCAGGGAGCUGAACUCACCUCCUAAGACUAUAGGUUCAGCUACUGACCUCCAGCUACACCCGGUUGAAACUGAAGAUCUGGAAGAAGAGCUACUAGAUAGUUUGGAAGACUGCUGCAGCCAGGAUGAGAAUGAAGAGGAGGAGGGAGACUCAGAGUGCUCCUCGUGCAGUGCUGUCUCCCCCAGCGAGUCUGUGGCAGUGAUCUCUCGGAACUGCAUGGAGUUUCUGACCAAACCCCCUUCCAAUGAAAAAGUUGUUCGACCAGCCCUCAUCUACAGUCUCUUUCCCAACGUGCCCCCUACCAUCUAUUUUGGCACUCCAGAUGAGAGAGUGGAGAAACUUCCCUGGGAGCAGAGGAAGCUGCUCCGGUGGAAGAUGAGCACAGUGACUCCCAACAUUGUCAAGCAGACCAUUGGACGUUCCCACUUCAAGAUCAGCAAGAGAAAUGAUGACUGGCUGGGCUGCUGGGGUCACCACAUGAAGUCUCCUAGUUUCCGAUCCAUUCAGGAGCAUCAGAAGCUAAACCACUUCCCAGGUUCAUUCCAGAUUGGGCGCAAGGACCGACUGUGGCGGAACCUGUCCCGCAUGCAGAGCCGCUUUGGCAAGAAGGAGUUCAGUUUCUUCCCCCAGUCCUUCAUCCUGCCCCAGGAUGCCAAGCUCCUGCGCAAAGCCUGGGAGAGCAGCAGCCGCCAGAAGUGGAUUGUUAAACCACCAGCGUCCGCUCGAGGCAUCGGCAUCCAGGUCAUUCAUAAGUGGAGUCAGCUCCCCAAGAGGAGGCCCCUUCUGGUACAGAGGUAUCUCCACAAACCCUACCUCAUCAGUGGCAGCAAGUUCGAUCUGCGGAUCUAUGUUUACGUCACCUCCUAUGAUCCUCUACGGAUUUACCUCUUUUCAGAUGGACUUGUCCGCUUUGCCAGUUGCAAGUAUUCCUCUUCCAUGAAGAGCCUUGGGAACAAAUUCAUGCACCUAACCAACUACAGUGUCAAUAAAAAGAACGCCGAGUACCAGGCCAAUGAAGAUGAAACAGCCUGCCAGGGCCACAAAUGGGCACUGAAGGCUUUAUGGAGCUACCUGAGCCAGAAGGGAGUCAACAGUGAUGCCAUCUGGGAGAAGAUAAAGGAUGUCGUUGUCAAAACCAUCAUUUCGUCAGAACCCUAUGUGACUAGCCUGCUGAAGAUGUACGUGCGGCGGCCUUACAGCUGCCACGAGCUCUUUGGUUUCGAUGUCAUGCUGGAUGAGAAACUCAAGCCCUGGGUUCUAGAAGUGAACAUCUCCCCCAGCCUUCACUCCAACUCUCCACUGGACAUCAGCAUCAAAGGCCAGAUGAUCCGUGACCUUCUGAACCUGGCAGGCUUUGUUCUGCCCAAUGCAGAUGAUAUCGCUUCCAGCUCCAGCAGCUCCAGCAGCUCCACCACCAGCCUGCCCAGCUCUCCCAGGGACAGAUGUCGAGUGGCCCCAGAGUACUUCACUGCACAGAAGAUGAAGAAAGCCUAUUACCUGACCCAGAAAAUUCCUGAUCAGGACUUCUACGCAUCUGUGCUGGAUGUCCUGACACCAGAUGAUGUUCGGGUUCUAGUCGAGAUGGAGGAUGAGUUUUCUCGCCGUGGUCAAUUCGAACGCAUUUUUCCGUCUCGAAUCUCUUCUCGCUAUCUCCGCUUUUUUGAGCAGCCACGAUAUUUCAACAUUCUCACCACCCAGUGGGAGCAGAAGUACCAUGGCAACAAGCUCAAAGGAGUAGAUCUGCUUCGGAGUUGGUGCUACAAAGGGUUCCACACAGGAGCCAUCUCUGAUUCUGCUCCAGUGUGGACUCUCCCGGCCUCAGUUCUGACUGUCCCAAAGGCUGAUGCGACACUCAAUGCUUUCUCCAAGCCAGAGACUGUCAAGCUGAGAAAACAUGGCUCCACCGAGCAAAAUAUACCACUGUCUGAAGAUGGGACCAUACCCAAGCUGAAGAAGACCCAAGCUGGCCUUUCCCCUCCUCCCAGGAAACUCAGUUCCUCAGAGGACAGUGAGGACACCAACAAAGAGCCCAGCCUCUCCACCCAGUUGUUACCUGUGAUCAAGUACUCUGGGCAGACUUCAAGAGUCUCUGCUUCUGCCAGCUCCCAGUCAGCUGGUGGCUCCCUCCUGGCUGCUGUGAGCCUGUGA
Messenger RNA from Rangifer tarandus platyrhynchus (Svalbard reindeer), 3600 nucleotides. The record is from the annotation of a GenBank genome assembly. NCBI's taxonomy places the organism in Eukaryota, Metazoa, Chordata, Mammalia, Artiodactyla, Cervidae.